CAUUCCUUUCACACCGAGCCAGCUGAAAGAAGAGGAACUGUGAGGCUUCGCGGGAUGUGUUGACACAGUCGAAUUCCGCCUCUUGGUCUAUCUUUUUCCCUCGGCUGUUUUAGGCUAGCUUUUUUUUUUGCUGUGUUUACACGGCGUUGUGUUACCUUACAUCCUGCUGCUAGGAGGGUAAUUAUUGAAUUUUUGCUUGCCUGUGUCGAGCCGUUGGUUAUCUAAGAUGAAGGCUGUUACUCCAGUCCGCCCCCAGGACUCCUCCUCCAGCAGCACUGAGCUCUCCCUGCACUAUCUGUCCAAGCAGAGCGUCAACAUCGCGCGGUGCAGGAUGGAAGAGGAGGACCUGUUCUGCCUGCAGUACGACAUGAACGACUGCUACAGCCGGCUCAAGCGCCUGGUGCCCACCAUUCCACAGGAUAAAAAAGUCAGCAAAGUGGAGAUCCUCCAGCAUGUCAUAGACUACAUCCUGGACCUGCAGCUGGCCCUGGAGACGCACCCUUCUCUCCAGAAACAGCACCCUCAGCGGACCGGGACGUGUCCUCCUCACGCAGCCUCAAACCCCAGCCGGACACCGCUGACGGUGCUCAACAUUGACCACCAUCAGAGAACAUCAAUAGUGAAAAAGCCGGAGGACUCUAUUUUAUGCCGCUGAGAUAAAAACACUGCACUGGUGUGCAGGCAGCACAGAGCCGCUCCAAAGCCAGCAAAGCUUCGCCAGGGACUCACACCCAACUGGAGGCACAAUCACAAGGGGAUUUCAAAAGCGCUGGGAGGAAUUCAACCCAAAUAAAAUCACUAUUCACCACAGCUUUUUUUUUCUCUCCUAUUGAAAACGGAUCCAUUUGUAGACAUGCCAUUCUGUUAUCUUAAAUUACACUUUAACUUUAAUCCUCAUCUGUUCUGUUAAAGAGAGAAUCCCUCCACUGAGGAGUUGUGUUGGAAACCGGUCUGUCAUCAGCUAUGAAAACUUUUUGUGAAUUGUGCUUAAACAGUAACUAGAAAUGACUCCAGUUAAAAGCUUUACUAAACUGAGAAAAUCAUUGUACUUUUACAGCAUCUAUUGUUUAAAAUAGAUGAAUUGUGCUGAGCAGGGACGUCAUCCCUAGAAUCUUAAAAUGUUUGAUACUGUAAAAAAGAACAAUUCUGAUUCGAGACGAUUACGAUUGUACAUAGAGACUCAAAUGUUCUAUAAAAGUAUGUGAAAGGAACUUAUAUGCUGAAAAUAGACUAUUGUAAUUAUAAGAUAUUUUUAUUAAAACUUUUUUGUUGUUAUGUAAAUAUUGUGUUUCCACUUUAAGUCUUUAGUGAAUGAACGUGGUUAUGCUCUGCCAAUAACGUCCUCACAUGAUGAUAUCAGUUAACUCUUUGCAGUGUUUUUGAAUAGUUUCAUAUGUAGCAUGUCAGGCUCAUUGCAGAGAUGUUGAAUGUGCACUGAAGCAGCCCUCCCUGUGUAGAUAUGUGGUGGAGUUCAACACACUUUCUUUGAUUAUUUGCCCUGCUUUGCUUUCUCUUGAAUUGUUUUGUACUCAUUAACUAGCAACUUUGACCCGCCUGCAGCGACGGGCCGCUCUGCUGUUUGAUCUGGAAAAAAAAAAAAAAAAAGAGGCCUGAUUUGAUUCUGUUACAUUGCACUCUUGUUAAAAAAAAAAUCACUCUGAGAGCUGCAGCACUUUUGACAGUGUUUACAAUGUAAAAGCGUUAAAAAAGAUAUUUCACUAAAGUGUUUAUUGUGUGCAAUGAUGUGCAAUCAGAGCAAUUCCUUGAGAAGUUAAUGAUUGACAACGGGAAUUCAUGAAAGUUUGGUUAUGAAUUGAUGAAAUCUGUGAACAUUAACAGACUUCCUUCGAACAAAAACAACCCAUAUUUGGUCAAGGAAUGUCCGCCAUUAAACAUUGAACAAUUUCUCUGUUGAGUCAGCAGCCAUUGUUAAUGUAAAGGGGAAAGAAAGACUUUAUUUUUCACAACAUUGAACACCGAAUUUACCUCACUGCCCUCCUGCCAGUGUGAGAGGGCACCUGUACAUUAAUGUCAGCCGCACUGUUGAACUUGACCUUCACUGGCUUGUGAGGAGUUGUCAAAACAAUUAAAGUUUCCAGGAAGAAUUGUGUCGUCUCAAGUUUUGUCUCAAAAGAAAUCUUUGCUGUCAA
Molecule: messenger RNA, 2150 nt
Organism: Cheilinus undulatus (humphead wrasse)
Lineage: Eukaryota; Metazoa; Chordata; Actinopteri; Labriformes; Labridae
Gene: id4
Product: inhibitor of DNA binding 4
Exons: 3
Coding region: 227-655 (142 amino acids)
Biological process (GO): cell differentiation; circadian regulation of gene expression; negative regulation of transcription by RNA polymerase II
Cellular component (GO): nucleus; cytoplasm
Molecular function (GO): protein dimerization activity; transcription regulator activity
Source: RefSeq, a predicted model, not a curated record